ACAACAACAACGGGCAACAACACCAACAACAAUAACUCCAUUGAUCUUGGCUUCGUGGAAAACUUCCUGGGAGUUUCAUUGUACGCUAGUGUGACACAUUAUGCUCGGAGCAAAAAACACGUGUUCCUUCCGUGGAAUGAUCCAGCAAUAAAGAACCCCCUGGCUUCGGAGUCAUCCACAUCAUCAUCGUCAUGCUGAGAGGAUCAUAAAGGCACCACAUUCAUUUUCAUGAGACCCCAAACCCAACAGAAUUGAUACGGUCAAAGUCCAACCUCACUUGUGCGGAUGAGGUCCUAAGGCGAUCGACCCAAAAGGAAAAUGAAGGGUCACACCUCCUUUGUUGAAGAGCAAAGUCCUCUCACGCGUUUUUCCUGCACCUUAAUCCACUAGAAACCAAAAGAGAGAGAGAAUUUUCCCCACUACCAUAUAGUGUAGUGCCGCAAGAUGACUCCCGCUAAAAUCCAAGAACAACAUCCAUUUUCCCCUGCUCGAGGAAGUCACACGGUUUCACCCUCGAGGCGGAAACUCUAUCGAAAAAGUCGCAAAAAGGUCAUUGCUGUCGAGUCCCAGCCCUCCGUUCAACACUCGCUCUCCGAGUCUGAGUCUGACGAAUUGCCUGAGUUAGUGGCUCACACGACCCAAGUCCCACGGUGUUCCUCACGAAAUGGAACUCAAAUCCAUAACGAGGCACGCCAAGAUUCUGGCCGUGUCGAGCACAAAUCGAAUCUAAGCGAGGGGGCUGUGAUGAAGGAUGAGAUGGAGGAUGGGCUCGGAGACGAGUUGGAUCCGUGGAACUGGGAACAGAAUGGCAAUCUCGGCGACAAUGGGAACCAUUACAUGGUGCUGCCUCCCAUUUCAAACCGCAAUGACGUUGAUCAUUUGGAGAAUGGCAAGAACCCGCCGCUGCAAAGCAAUCAGAACUUGUCAGUGAAUGUCAAAAGCACGGAUUCUGAGAGUCAAAACUUCGUGCGACUGUUGCUGUCCAAGGACUUGCAUGAUCGGGAUGAGGCCUUCCACAAGACAGUCCAAGAGAUUAAGAAGAUGGAAAAGUUCAAGAACUCGACGGAGGAGGAAAUUAGAAUGAGAAUUCAACGAGAUCUUGACGAGGCCAAAGCCUUGGUGGUGCCAAUUGCCGCAGCUGGUUCUUAUCGGAGUGGAAGGUUCGAGGCCGUCACGAGGAAACCCCGUCGAAGGUCGACGUCGGCCAUGGCCAACGAAAACUUUUUCACUGGCAAAGAGGAACGGGCCCAACCUUCAUCGUUCUCAGAUGGUCAAGGGAGCACCACUACCUCCACCACUUCUAAGCCCUUGAUGAUGAUGAUGAAGACGACGACGAGGACGACGAGGACAGCGAUGGGGGAAAAGAAAAAGAAGAAGAAGAAGAGCUCAAACGAAUCCAAAUUAGGAGAUCGAGACAGCCGUGCGAGAAAGCCAAAUGAAACUUCUCCACACGCAAAAAGGGGUCAGCUCGAGAAUGCUUCAGAUUCCAAAUCAAAGGGAUCUACACAAAAAGAGAAUAGGAAUGAUCCCGCCCACCCAAGGCAGGCAGAACAAUCUGAAUUGAGAAUGAGCCCUCCAAAGGCUUGCAACUCUGGCUCUCCGUCUUCUUUUAUGUCUCCUCCACGACAUUCCAACCUGCCUUCUUCUGUCAAAAGCCAGGCUGAUGGGAGCAAAGUUCAGAGCAAGAAAAGGACCUCGAAAUCGAGGCCAAUAGAUGCGGAAUUGCAAUUGGAAAAUGACUUUGAUCUCAAUGAUAAUCAGAUUGGAGUAGCGUUUUCCGGCCUCAUUAAUGAGGAUGACAGCAUCGAGACUGAAAUGAAAGUUGAGGAAGUUGACGCCCAGAUUGCGAAGCCGGCCUUCAGCGAAGGAGCAAACUUCUCGUCGCUUUUCCCAUUAAGGCCAGACCACGACGAGCAAUCCCAUUAUUUGAAUUAUGGCACCACUUCAACACACACAGAAUCAGCACAGAACCGGGAUGACGACAUAAUGGAUUUUUCUCAAUCAAAAGAUGAUGAGGAAUUUCCAUCAAAUCGCGGGGAAUUUCCUGCCUUUGCUCGUUCCCACAUCCUUACCAUGGACAGGCAAAGGAAUCUGGACCAAGGAGCUGAACGAGGGGGUUCCAUUAAGAAAUUUGUCCAUUCCUCAACGCCCGAUGAGGCUUUCAAAUUCUCCAUGCUCAAAGCCAGUCUUGACUACGACGCUCUGGGAGAGGACACUCUCGAGGCCAAAGGCCUGAUGACCCAUGGAAUGGCCAGGCGUAAGGCCAUCACUUCGGGUGGGGGAGAUCUCACAAGUGCCAAAAAUAGUCAAGGAUCUCGUCCACGAAAGGGCCCAAACUUUUCAACGUCAAGUACUCUCAGCCAAGACAGUCUGGGUCCUAGGGACUCUCAAGGCUCAUUAGUACGUUGCGUAGGCCCAGGCUCACUCAAGUCCUACAUUGAUUACGUGAAAGACGAAGGAUUUGUCCCGCCACCGAUUAUAGACCCGGAGAUGGGCGUAGAAUUUGGGAUCUUCGCCGACAAAACCGCUCAAGGGGGCUCCACCUACGACCCGGACUCGAGUUAUAACUCUCGUAGCAGUUCUCGCAUCAUCAGGCCUCACCAAGGGGUCAAUACGACCACUGAAGCACAUACCAGCAUUGCGGCCCAAUUCGAAAGUAUUCGCCUCAAAGCCGAGGUCGCUCAACACACCAUUCAGGAAUUCAAGAAUAAAUUCCCCAGGAAGAAAAGGCUCUCGGUACAAUACGAGGAAAUCGAAAGUCUCGAUCUGGACGUGGAUGGCAACGACGAGUCGGGCAGUGGAAUGACCAAGCCCUCCAGACACCCGCACCAAUCGAGACAGUCUCGCUCACAAAAAGCUGGACGCCUGUCGCAUCGAGGGACCAAGAAGGCCAGCUCAAAUGGAUCCGUUAAGGUGAAUGGAGAUCAUUCUCUGGAUGGUGGUGGACCAGCUCGAGUUGAUGGUGAUGACUUUGACCUCAUGGACACAUCCACCACCACGAGUGGAUACCACUCCAAUGGGGGGGUCGAGGCCGGCUUGCUAAUGGGGGGUUCUGCUGGAUUUAUGAGCAACGAUCCGAAAACCUUUAAUGGCACUCAACUUCCUCUCCCAGGAUCAAGGUUAUCUCACUCCACCUAUCCCGACGAGGAAGAGGGACUCAAUCAAUCCUUCUUCGACGAAAGUGAACUGACAGAAGAUUGGCGAUCAGACGACCUUUCGUUCGAUCGUGACUCUCGGCUUGAUUACGAUGACCAAAAUACCAUUCUCCUACAAGAUGCCCUCCUGGGCAACAAUCUGCUGGCCAUGCUGGAGGAGCCCAAGGCCAAGUUCAACCAGAAGGACGACGACAACUUCCUGGGGGGCGAGAGCGCCCUCGACCUGUUUCUAGAUCGAUCCGUAGACGGCGUUAUCGGCGAGCGACAUCCGGCUUUGGUCAGGACCAUUCGAGAUUUGCAAUCCCAAAAACAGAAUCGAGCGGAGAAAUUGCGGGUUCAAGAGGAUCUUUUUCGUACAAAGGCAUUCCGUAAAGAGGCCGAGAUGCGCCGGGAACACCUCCUCAACCGGGCCAAAAUGCUCCAAGCUCGAGCCAACAAGCACAAAGCAAAGGCCAUGGAAGACAUGCAAAAGCUCUCCCAGAUGUGGGAGGACAAAUUCAAGGACGAAUUCGCUAAGACCGGUCCCCUCGAGGUGGUUUGUAAUGCCCUUAGGGAAGAGCUUGAUGCCGCUCACAAGGAACGUAUUCAAGCCUUUGAGAUCAAGAUGCAGCCAAUCAUCAUCAGAGAUGGGCCUUCGAAAAAAGCCAACUACAAGAUCCAAGCCGCCAGACUUCAUUAUGACAUCUAUGCUUUGACCCAACGUCUGCGACACACCACCAUGCGGGCUGAGCAUGAAGAGCAGCGACGCGAACGCAAGGAGCGCAUGGUUCGGAAAUUGCGGGAGGAAAUAUCGGAAAAGAAGACCGCCAUCACAACCGUCACGAAAGGGAUCCCAUUCAACAAGAUAGAGGUGCGACCCGAGGACCAAAUCCCCCAACCCUCUUUUCAUCCACUUCCGUCCAAUAACAAACCAUCGACUAAAAUAGGACCUCGAAAACCGGUUUACCAUCCAGCCACUCCAUCCGUUGCGGCCGGUACGUUAUCCGCCGCCCAGCGGCAAUUUAGUGGCGCAGGCUUGCGCCAAGGCCUUUUACCAGCCUUACCCAACGGUGGGUUCCGAGGUGCCAAUACCAGUAAGAAAGAAGGCGGUCCAGGAUCGCCAACCAAAACCUUGAGCCGGACCCAGACGAUUCCGACAAAAUAACAAAGCGAACUAGUCCGCUCUGCCCGGGACCUGUCCACCUCAGACAAGUUCGGAUGAUCAAUGAAUGCAUUUAACGGAUGUUGUGUUUUUCAUUUUUGAUUCGUGAGUGCAGUGUCUCCGUUUUUUGCACUCUGUCACGGAGCCGAGUUUCGAGGGCGCUUUUUGCCAGACAAAAGGAAGGACACCCUUAGGUCUGAACGUUCCCGGAGAUAAAUGUGCCUGUUCGUAUUUGUCGUCAAAACAAUUUUCAAAGUUGUUGAUCAACUUUGGUGCCAUGGAUCAUUUUUUACCAUUCGAUCUCCCACCCCCUCCCUCCAAUAUCCCUGAAGAAGCUAUGUACCUGGAAUGAUUAUGUUCCUAACACUGACAUUGAUAAGAGGAAUGAAUAUGACGAGCUUGUCCUGCUUGAGUUUAUUUAUUGUCAUUUAGACUGUCACACAAUCCCGAAGAAUGAAUAUACACUCCUUGCAAGUCACGUUACUGUUCAUGAUAACAGCAAAAUAUAUUCCUACUGACUA
Tigriopus californicus is the source of this 4817-nucleotide messenger RNA. RefSeq lists its product as uncharacterized. The record is from RefSeq and is a predicted model, not a curated record. Bases 445 to 4299 code for a protein of 1284 amino acids. The transcript is spliced from 8 exons. Lineage: Eukaryota; Metazoa; Arthropoda; Copepoda; Harpacticoida; Harpacticidae.